Molecule: messenger RNA, 747 nt
Organism: Penicillium argentinense
Lineage: Eukaryota; Fungi; Ascomycota; Eurotiomycetes; Eurotiales; Aspergillaceae
Exons: 1
Coding region: 1-747 (248 amino acids)
Source: RefSeq, a predicted model, not a curated record
AUGGGCGCCCACGCCGCUGAAGAUUGCCACAAAGCAUACAGCGCUUUACUGGCAGUCUCGGGCCCCUCAGCAAUUCUCUGUCCUCAGCUAGAGCCAAAUACGUCCUUGGACUGGGAGAUACAGAAGCUUGGAAGAUUCCCCGGUGAGCUAAACGAUCUCAACUGGGUACUGCAGAGGGCACCAAUGCAAAUGGCGAUGCACGACUGGAAACAAAUCAGUACCGACACGACUCUUCCCCCAUCAAGAGACCAGAUCUGUAGCAUCUGCCAGCCCAAACUCCCCAUCAUCACAGACCCCAAAUCCGGCGCACGCUCGGAGAAGGCCCAAGAAGCUGCGCGGUAUGAGCGCAGUAUCAAGUUGCAACCGCCAUCAUACAUUCUCCUUUCUCGAGUUAUUGAUGAACAAGCUGAGCUUCGAUUUUCCGUCAAUAUUCGCACAAUGGCUCAUCACGCUUGUGGAAGAUUGGUUGGUUUGGUGCACGCUUCUGAUGUCCCGAAGGUCGAUAUCAGCUGGCGACUUGUUACAAAUACCCUUGAUCUGGCGAAGCGGUCACUCAGAGCUUUUACCCUCUCCAGCAACACGGAGGAUACGGCCGCGGAAAACCCACCAGGCUUUGAAAAGGGAGUCACCCUAGAUGAAGAACAGCGCCGGUCUUUGGGUUGGAUGAUCGCCCAGGAGAGCGAGGAGAUCGACCCUUUCACAGAAGAGGAAGUCGACGAAGCCAUCUUGCCGGCGAUGGCGUGCUGA